Paramuricea clavata is the source of this 887-nucleotide messenger RNA. NCBI's taxonomy places the organism in Eukaryota, Metazoa, Cnidaria, Anthozoa, Malacalcyonacea, Plexauridae. The record is from the annotation of a GenBank genome assembly.
AUGAAGACGGAGGUAUGCAAAGAAGUGAAGAAAUACUGUAUGGAUCAAUGGCCAGAAAAAGAUCAUGUCACUCCUGCCGUAAAACCUUACUGGUCAGUACAAGGAGAGCUCACCAUCGCCGACGUGUUAUUGCUCAAAGGAACAAGAUUGGUAAUUCCAUCCCGCUUGCAACGCCAAAACCUCAACCAAAUACACGAAGGUCACCAAGAUAUCAGCAAAUACAGAGAACGAGCCAAAAUAUCGGUGUGGUGGCCAGGACUCAGUGCCCAAAUUAAAGUCAUGGUCGAAAACUGUACAACAUGCAGCAAAUACAGACAGCAGCAUCCAGAACCAUUGAUGCCAACGCCACACCCUCAAAGACCAUGGCAAUUGAUUGCAACAGACCUUUUUUAUUCUAGAAAAGGUUACUUACCUAGUGGUGGUAGAUUAUUAUUCUCGCUACGUCGAAGUUGUGGCAUUACCUAAAAGUACAAGUUCAUCGAAAAUCAUUCAAACCCUGAAAACCAUUUUCGCCAGGCACUGGAUUCCUGACAAGGUACGUUCUGACAAUGGGCCUCAAUAUCAUUGUGACGAAUUCGCCCAGUUUGCAAAAGAGUGGGGAUUCAAACACAGUACCAGCUGCCCUCGUUAUCAUCAAGCGAACGGCGAAGUGGAACGAGCAGUAUAAAGAGAGUGAAAAACAUCCUGAAGAAGGAACAAAAGCACUACUGGCAUAUAGGUCAACACCAUCAGCAAGCGGAUACUCUCCAGCAGAACUACUUAUGGGAAGAAAGAUAAAGUCAACAAUACCAAUAACGCUACCACAUUUAACACCACAACUGCCAAACCAGAAACUCUUCAUAGAAAAGGAAGAAGUAUAUAGAAUCGAAGCAGAAAAAGAACUUUGA